GCAGAGAUCGAUGCAAAAAGAUUCAAUUUGGAACGACCGAUGCCUCGUUGGAACGUUUGAUCGGACGGCGGAAGGUACCUCAUUGCUCCUCCCCUCUAAAACCCAAUCGGCUUUUCUCGUACCCAGGGUGUUGGUAUGAAAAUCAGUAAAACAGAAGUGAACUUGAGGAGGCUGCUUGCAGCUGCUCCUCAGCAACAAAACCAGGCAAAGCUUUCACAUUAUGUUGCUACUUUACGAGAACAGGUAGAACAGCUAGCUGAAGAGAGAACGCCGGAAGGAUUACCGAGAGUUUCCAAGGCUGUUUUGAGUGACUACUCUGAGAAGAUCGAAGCCGUUGCUUCGAAAUUAACUUCUGCAUUGCCUGAUUUGCGAGAACCGCAGGAGUCACUCGGAAGAAUUUCGGUUAAAGCAGAGUCUUCUGAGACAGGAGAUAGUCGGAGCCCUCCCGGUCUUAGAAGGAGAUUUGUCCCCAGCUCGAAUGUACAAGAUGGAACUCGUGAGACGCUCAGUGCAGAUUCUUUGUUGCCUGUCAAACUUGACGCUGCAGCGCAAGCGCAUAUUGAGAAGCAUAGAAGACUUGAAGAGGAUUUGACUGAUGAAAUGGUUGUGUUGGCAAGGCAACUCAAAGAGACUAGUCUUGUGAUGAGCCACUCCUUGAAGAACGCUGAAAAACUACUUGACUCUACUGAGGAGGCUGUUGAAAAGAGCUUGGCAAGCACUGGUCAUGUCACUGCACGCGCAUCUGAUAUAUACUCAAAGACCUCCAAGACUUCAUGUGUCACAUGGCUUUUGAUGUUUCUAAUGACAGGUAUAUUCAUCAUGGUGGCACUUUUAAUUCGUGUAACUUGA
Fragaria vesca subsp. vesca is the source of this 849-nucleotide messenger RNA. RefSeq lists its product as uncharacterized. Gene Ontology annotation, cellular component: endoplasmic reticulum; SNARE complex. Gene Ontology annotation, molecular function: SNAP receptor activity. The record is from RefSeq and is a predicted model, not a curated record. The transcript has 2 exons. NCBI's taxonomy places the organism in Eukaryota, Viridiplantae, Streptophyta, Magnoliopsida, Rosales, Rosaceae. Gene Ontology annotation, biological process: retrograde vesicle-mediated transport, Golgi to endoplasmic reticulum. The coding region runs from base 136 to 849 and encodes 237 amino acids.